Molecule: messenger RNA, 1130 nt
Organism: Bactrocera oleae (olive fruit fly)
Lineage: Eukaryota; Metazoa; Arthropoda; Insecta; Diptera; Tephritidae
Gene: RpS18
Product: ribosomal protein S18
Biological process (GO): translation
Cellular component (GO): ribosome; small ribosomal subunit; cytosol
Molecular function (GO): RNA binding; structural constituent of ribosome
Source: RefSeq, a predicted model, not a curated record
CAGUCACCGCCAUUCCUCCCUUCCGUACUUACCUCCGUAUCAUUAAAAUUGGGUUGCCAAUCUCCAUAUUUUGUAGUAAUUAAUAAAUAAUCUUGAAUAUAUUUGAAAUAAUCUUAAAAUAACUCAAAAUCACAGUCGAAUAAAUUUAUUUAUAAAUAGGUAAACAAUUUUUAAUAAUUGGAUUUUUGUAUUGAGCUUUUACAUUAUGAAAUAUUCGAACUAAAACAUAAAUGUGUAAAAAAUCGUGUAUACAAAUAAAACAAUGACAACAUUGGUGAAAUGAAAACAACUGAUUUCUGCGUUCCAACUACGGGCACAACUCUUGACAAAUUCGGUUUGAUACGGGCGAUAAGUACGGAACGAUGGAAUGUCGGUAACUGUUUGGGCUAUUAACUCGACUGUCAUGGAAAUAGACAUGGCGCACUCGUUGCAUUUGCUUGACGUUUCAGCUGCUUCCUGCCAUCUGUCUUUUUCAGCUUAAACUCGGUCGCUUAACAAAGGGCAAAAUGUCGCUUGUGAUACCUGAUAAGUUCCAGCACAUUCUUCGUAUUAUGAAUACGAACAUCGAUGGCAAACGUAAAGUUGGUAUUGCCAUGACCGCUAUCAAGGGUGUGGGUCGCCGUUACUCCAACAUUGUUUUGAAGAAGGCCGAUGUCGAUCUAACCAAACGCGCUGGUGAAUGCACUGAGGAGGAGGUUGACAAGAUUGUCACCAUCAUUUCCAACCCUCUGCAAUACAAAGUGCCCAACUGGUUCCUUAACAGACAAAAGGAUAUCAUUGAUGGCAAAUACACCCAAUUGACAUCAUCUUAUUUGGAUUCGAAAUUGCGUGAAGAUUUGGAACGUUUGAAGAAAAUCCGCUCUCAUCGUGGUCUUCGUCACUACUGGGGUCUGCGUGUGCGUGGUCAGCACACCAAGACAACCGGUCGUCGCGGUCGCACUGUCGGUGUGUCGAAGAAGAAGUAAACAAUUCUUCAUUUGCCAAUUGGUUUAUUUUGUUUUAAAUUUCCUCCCGGCUCAUGCGUAUUCUUUCUUGAAUAUGAAUGUGCUUAAAAGUGAAACUGAAAAUAUAAUUUUUGAUAUGAAUUCAGUAACGUAAACAGAUAAUUAAAUGUGAAUUAUUUAAACCAA